Ambispora gerdemannii is the source of this 369-nucleotide messenger RNA. Lineage: Eukaryota; Fungi; Glomeromycota; Glomeromycetes; Archaeosporales; Ambisporaceae. The record is from the annotation of a GenBank genome assembly.
CCAAGUUCAGAACCACUCAAGACACUGAGAGAAAAAAACAAAACUCCGGAAUCUUACAAACCGUCUCUUGUUAAUCGUAGGAACCUUGCUUAUAAUAUCUUGAAAAAUCUCGAGGACGAUAUCAUCAGAGAUAAAGAAAUUCCAGAGCUAUACCAAUCUGUGGACAUCUAUAUCACAGGAUAUGCAUUGAGAAAAGCUUCUAAUGAUCAUGCUGAAUACAUGCCUAUUCCUGAUUAUGGAAAGAAUAUUGAUAUCAUAGAACCAUUUUCUACUAAUCAAGAGUCACCAUCAUCCCAAUUGGGUGAAAUUUCAGCCUUAUACAACAGGAUGAGUGAAAGCUUUAUUCUAUCUUCACCAAUCUUACGGAUG